Rattus norvegicus (Norway rat) is the source of this 4243-nucleotide messenger RNA. RefSeq names its product catenin alpha-like 1 (gene Ctnnal1). The record is from RefSeq and is a predicted model, not a curated record. Gene Ontology annotation, cellular component: cytosol; cytoskeleton; cell-cell junction. Gene Ontology annotation, molecular function: actin filament binding; cadherin binding. Gene Ontology annotation, biological process: cell adhesion; Rho protein signal transduction. NCBI's taxonomy places the organism in Eukaryota, Metazoa, Chordata, Mammalia, Rodentia, Muridae.
UCUAUGUUUUUUUUUUUUUUUUUUAAAGAAACCAAAAGUCCAGAAUUCUCACUACGCUGUCCCUCUUUUUGCCUGUUGUGGAACAAACCCAAGGUCUAUGGGUACUAGGCAAGCCCGGUAUAUACCACUGAGCUAUAUCCCCAACUCUUAAUGUUUUAAAAACAGGCAUCUUCAUAGCCUAGGCUGGACUCAAACCAUCCUCCUGCCUCCACCUCCCAGUGCUAGGAGUAUAGGAGGGUACCUACACAGUGGGGCCUGAUGUUGCUUGUUUUUAAAUCUAAACUUGUUUAAAAAGCUCCAGGCUAAGAACUAGACACCCACGUUUUAAAUGCUCUUCUUUUCCUGACACCAAGCCAUUCCUAUUUACAAUGCUUUUAUCCGAGGGAGGGAAGAGGAUGCCUCCACCCUGGUAUGGAAUGUCAUUCUGCCCUUGGGCUUUUCCUGUGCAUGCUUUCCUCUAGUCAUCCCUAUAGGACCCUUUUUCCUGUCACUCCAUUUUUUCCAUCUCUCUUUGCCUUGGGAGCAUUUCGGACUCUCCAUCUCAGCAGGGUUUGUGGGAGAAGGUAGUGAAAGAGUGGUUUUCUCUUCUUGCUGAUUGGAGCAAUGGAUCUAGGCGUGCCUUUGACAGCAAAAAUGAAGGUUGGAAUGUUCAAAUGAGGCUCUAACCGAGUGAACGUGCCUGCCUCUGCUGCCUCAAAAGAAUGUGACCUUGGAUGGUGUGUUUCAGGUACAUGCUGUUCCAUACGGCAAAUUAGCCAACUUCACAUUCUUAAUUCUGAGAAUUUACUGAUGAGUUAGAUCCAGGCAGGAACGUCUCUAUCUCAGACUGGCUUUUAGAUUAUCCUUUAGGUCCUCCAGCAUUGGACUCUGUACUUUCUUUCCUCCCAGUUUCCUGUUCUAUUUGCUUUCUUGCCUCUUCACAAAGUAAGUAGUUCAAGAACGCCCCCGAAAAUGAAGUGUCAAUGUUAGUUUUAGAAAUUCAGAAUGUCCCCAAACACGAGAAAACAGAAAACAAGGGUGUGACUGACACUAUUCUAAACACAGUGAUUAACACUUGUUUAUUUCACACGAUAGCCUGAGUUUAUUAUUGCCUCCUUCCUGCAGAUGGGAGCUGUUACAGGGAGGCUGAUAACUACUUACAUCUUCCCAGGGCUACAACCCAGGCAGUGGUGGGAGUCACGGCCCUAACUGCUGGGAUGUUCCUGUUUGCCUUCAUGACAACCUUAUGCAGAUGAUCUCACAAAAGCCCUUGUCCUUUGCUGUCCCAGCCUAGUUUCCCCACCCCCGCCUGCCCCGCCCCCCCCAGUACCUUCUUUGCCCUCUGGUUCUUUCAGGCAUUUCCUAGGACGUGCUGUAGAUAUGUCUGUUGGGACAACUAUUACCACACUUAUUAACCAUAAAGAUAAUACCAAAAAGUCUGAUAAGACUCUGCAAGCGAUUCAGCGCGUGGGACAAGCUGUCAACUUGGCAGUUGGAAGAUUUGUUAAAGUAGGGGAAGCUAUAGCCAAUGAAAACUGGGAUUUGAAAGAAGAAAUUAGUAUUGCCUGCAUCGAAGCUAAACAAGCAGGAGAAACAAUCGCCUCCCUCACAGAUGUGACCAAAUGGAACCAUUUGGAGUCAGAUGGUCAGGUCACAAUUCUGACAGACAAAACAGGAGUCGUGCAGGCGGCCAGACUGCUGCUCUCCUCAGUGACAAAAGUGUUGCUGCUGGCAGAUCAGGUAGUCAUCAAGCAAAUAGUGACAUCGAGAAACAAGGUUCUUGCAACCAUGGAAAGGCUAGAGAGAGUAAACAGCUUUCAGGAGUUUGUUCAGAUAUUCAGCCAGUUUGGAAACGAAAUGGUGGAGUUUGCAUACCUAACGGGAGACAGACAAAAUGAUUUGAAAGAUGAGAAGAAAAAGGCCAGAAUGGCUGUGGCGAGGGCAGUGCUUGAGAAGGGCACAAUGAUGCUCCUCACAGCCUCAAAGACGUGUCUCAGGCACCCCAGCUGUGAGUCAGCCCAUAAAAACAAAGAAGGAGUGUUUGAUCGGAUGAGAGCAGCCCUGGAGAAGGUCAUCGAGAUCGUGACUGACUGCAGACUCAACAGAGACACCGACAGCUCAUCUGUCAGCAUUUUUACUGGUAUUAAAGAGUUGAAGUUGAAUAUGGAAGCUCUUCGGGAGAAUGUUUACUUCGAGUCCAAGGAGAACCUUUCUGCCGCAUUGGAGGUCAUCUUGGAGCGUGUGGAGGACUUCACCGAUUCUGCCUACACCAGCCAUGAGCACAGGGAACGCAUCUUGGAACUGUCUGCGCAGGCGAGGACAGAAGUGCAGCAGUUCAUUUCCGUGUGGAUGCAAGCUCAAAGCAGGAAGACAAAGAGCGCGGCCGAGGAGCUGGAACUCACUGUGCUGAAGGUCAGCCACAGCCUGGACGAGCUGAGGAAAGAACUCCAUUGUACAGCCAUGCAGCUGGCAGCCGACCUGUUAAAAUUCCAUGCCGAUCAUGUGGUUUUAAAAGCAUUAAAAGUUACUGGAGUAGAAGGAAAUUUAGAAGCUUUGGCUGAGUAUGCCUGUAAACUCUCUGAGCAGAAAGAACAGCUUGUUGAGACAUGUCGACUGUUGCGGCAUGUAUCCGGCACAGAACCCCUCGAGAUAACGUGCAUGCAUGCAGAGGAGACAUUCCAGGUGACUGGCCAACAGAUCAUUUCUGCUGCUGAAACCCUGACGUUGCAUCCGUCUAGCAAAAUCGCUAAAGAAAACCUGGAUGUGUUUUGUGAAGCGUGGGAGUCUCAGAUUAGUGAUCUGGCAACGCUGCUAAGAGAGAUCAGUGAUGUGUUUGAAGGACGACGAGGAGAGAAGUAUGACCAUCUUUCACUUCCAAAGCCCAUGAAAAAUAAUGCAAACCUGAAAUCAGUGAAGUCUGACAAACCUGAUUCAGAGGAGCAAGCCAAGAUAGCCAAGCUUGGGCUGAAGCUGGGAUUGCUUUCCUCCGAUGCUGACUGUGAAAUCGAGAAAUGGGAAGAUGACGACAACGAGAUCGUUCGACAUGGACGGAAUAUGUCCAGGAUGGCCUAUUCUCUGUAUUUAUUUACUAGAGGAGAGGGGCCACUGAAAACUUCCCAGGACUUAAUUCACUUCCUGGAGGUUUUUGCUACAGAGGGAUUAAAGCUUACUUCAAGCAUACAGUCUUUUUCAAAACAGCUAAAAGAUGAUGACAAACUUAUGCUUCUCCUGGAAAUAAACAAACUAAUUCCUCUAUGCCACCAGCUUCAGACAAUAACCAAGACAUCUUUGCAGAGUAAAGUGUUUCUGAAGGUUGACAAGUGUGUUACAAAGAUAAGAUCCAUGAUGACUCUCGUGGUCCAGCUCCUCUCCCUUUGCUAUAAGCUACUGAAAAAGAUGGGAAAUGACAGAUGGGUCUCUGCGACAAACAAAGAUGCCAUGGAUGGUCAAACCUGAGCAGCCUGGGGUUCGUCUCUGGAAUACCAUGUGGUACAGCUGACAUUUUAAAAAGCAAAUGAUCCUUUGUACUUUCAUAAGUUCAUCAGUCUUUAAAAGAGGAUGCUGAAAUCUUUCUUUUCUCUGAUCUUCAGAUUAGACAUGCACGUUGCUAUGGUGGUUGCUAAGAUUCUAACGGCAGUACAGUUGGAAAACAGACACUGAGCUCAGGUGUUCUUUAGCACACACCAAAUAUCCCAAGGGUCUUAAUGGCAGCUGAAUUCCAAAGAAGCAAUUGCAAAUGCACAUCCCCCAGCCCCAUCGGCUUCCUUAACUGGUUUUUAAGCUGAUUAUCUACAACACUAAUUUCAGCAGAAAGCAGUGGCCUUGUUGAAUGCAGGGUUUUCUUAGGCCUGGGGACUCUUCUUCAGUUCUUGUUGAAGCAGGAUAAGGGUCCCUCAGAGCCUGGUCCCAGAUCACACCUGCUAGCACUGUUGCUUCUAAUAAGUAUCUCACCGGAUAAGGUUGUUAGGCUGCAACAGGAGUCACUCCAAAGAACCCUGGAGCAACUUCAGAGGAGGAGAUGGUUUUUAUUUUAGCUGUAGUAUGCGUAGCUGACCAGGCAGUCCUGAGUAAUGGAUGGAAUCCUAAGUAUUUCUUACUGGUUUAAUAACACUUCAGAACUAUCCUCAGUAUUGAUGAAAUGACAGUUGCAGACGAUAGAACAUUGGAACCAAGAGGCUGUGUAGAUCCCAGAUACCUGUAUGCUGUAUUUCAUGUAUGUGGAAUGGAAUGCUCAUUAUACAAUAAAUAUUUUUAGUCUUUUUAA